AUGGAGUCUCCCUUCAAGGCAAAUAUAUUGAAAGGCAAAGUAGCAUUAUUGACUGGAGGUGGGUCAGGUAUCGGGUUCGAGAUCUCAACCCAGUUCGGAAAACAUGGAGCAUCCGUUGCUAUUAUGGGCCGCCGGAAGAGCGUUCUUGACUCCGCCGUAUCCGCACUUCACUCCCUCGGCAUCCCGGCAAUUGGACUUGAAGGAGAUGUUCGAAAACUGGAGGAUGCACAAAGAGUAGUGGCAGCAACUGUCAAGCAUUUUGGGAAGCUCGACAUUCUUGUCAAUGCUGCUGCCGGCAAUUUUCUUGUGUCGGCUGAGGAUCUGUCUCCUAAUGGCUUUAAAACAGUAAUGGAUAUCGAUUCUGUUGGUACAUUUACAAUGUGUCACGAAGCACUGAAGUAUCUUAAGAAAGAUGGACCGGGAAGGAGCUCAUCUAGUGGAGGAUUUAUAUUGAACAUCAGUGCCACUUUACAUUACACGGCAUCUUGGUAUCAAAUCCAUGUAUCUGCAGCCAAGGCAGCUGUUGAUGCCCUCACCAGAAAUUUAGCUCUAGAGUGGGGAACUGACUAUGAAAUCAGAGUUAAUGGGAUUGCACCAGGUCCUAUCGGAGAUACUACUGGCAUGAGAAAGCUCGUUCCUCAAGAAAUAAAUAGCAAAGCCAGAGACUAUAUGCCCCUGUAUAAACUUGGCGAGAAGUGGGAUAUUGCCAUGGCUGCUCUUUACCUUGCCUCAGAUGCCGGGAAGUACAUAAACGGGACAACCCUUAUAGUUGAUGGAGGACUUUGGCUGAGCCAACCUCGCGAUCUGGCCAAAGAUGCAGUUAAAGAGCUUUCUCGGACAGUGGAGAAAAGAUCACGAGCUGCACCUAUCGGAAUUCCCACCAGCAAGACAAAAAUUCUGUUUAAAGUGACUGCAGCAAGGUCUAAGGCUCCGCACUCGUCUCAGCCCACUAACCCAAAGGCAAGAUCCACCAUAGCUUGGAGGGUUCCCUUUACUGGGCCUGUAAUUUCUGCAAUAAGUGGCCUGUGGGCUUUUCUGGGCCCAGGUCUCGCUAGGCAAGAUAUUGGGCUCAGCUCACUUCCAUCUUGCGGUUCAGUUAAAAGGGUACAAAGUUAG
Molecule: messenger RNA, 1116 nt
Organism: Fraxinus pennsylvanica
Lineage: Eukaryota; Viridiplantae; Streptophyta; Magnoliopsida; Lamiales; Oleaceae
Source: the annotation of a GenBank genome assembly